GGCUGCAGCGCGCUCCCGUGUCUGUGACUCGGCUGAUAAAAGGAAAGAAAGUGUCUAAACAGACAGAAAAACUCUUUGAUUGAUCCAAAGAUGGCGUUUAUUAAAGAGGAGAGUAAAGACAUGAAGAUUGAAGAAACAUUCAGAGUCAAACAUCAAGAAACUGAGGAACAAACAGACCUGAUGGCGCUGAAAGAGGAGAGUCAAGAACUGAAUGAAACCGAAGAGAAAUGGCAUGAUUUCAAACCUGGAGAAAAAUUGAUUGGUUGCUCACAGAAUGAAAAUAAUUCAACACCAAAAAAAGCUAAAAAAACAAAAACUGCAAACCAAAUUUCCCAGAUGAGAAUUCACACUGGAGAGAAACCUUUCACCUGCACACAGAGUGGAGAGAUUUUCAGUCAAAAAGAAAGCCGUAAAGUCCACAUGAAAAUUCACAUUGAAAAGAAACGGUUCAUAUGCUGUCAGUGUGGAAAGAGUUUUACACGGGAAAGUCACCUUAACACCCACAUGAGAAAUCAUACUGGAGAAAGACCAUUCACCUGCAAACUGUGUGGGAACAGUUUCACACAAAAUGGACAUCUCAAGACUCACAUGACAGUACACACUGGAGAGAGACCACACAUAUGUAUUCAGUGUGGAAAGUGUUUUACACAGAAAAAAAACCUUAAGGUGCACAUGAGAAUUCACACUGGAGAGAAGCCUUACACCUGCAAACUGUGUGGGAUGAGUUUCAUACGAGUUGGAGUUCUUAAGAAUCACAUGAGAGUUCAUACUGGAGUGAAACCUUACACCUGCAAAGAGUGUGGAAAGAGUUUCACACGUCAAGAAAACAUUAAAUAUCACAUGAGAAUUCACACUGGAGAGAGACCCUUCAUAUGUGUUCUGUGUGGAAAGAGUUUGAAAUAUAAAGAGAGUCUUAAGUAUCACAUGAGAAUUCAUACAAGAGAGAACGGUUUUAAAUGUCAUCAGUGCGAAAGGAGAUUCACAGAAACGAAUCACCUUCAGGAUCAUGUUCAAAUUCACAUCGGAGAAAAACCUUUCAUGUGCCAUCUCUGUGGAAAGAGUUACUCAAGAGAAGAUAACCUUAAGGUUCACUUGAGAGUUCACACAGGAGAGAAACCUUUUACUUGCCCUCAGUGUGGAAAGUGUUUCACAGCAAAAAGGAAUCUUAAGAUGCAUGAGAAUUUACACAGGAGAGAGAUACAUACACAUUUCUAAGCAAACGGAAACAU
Messenger RNA from Carassius carassius (crucian carp), 1229 nucleotides. RefSeq names its product gastrula zinc finger protein XlCGF8.2DB-like. The coding region runs from base 91 to 1215 and encodes 374 amino acids. The record is from RefSeq and is a predicted model, not a curated record. Gene Ontology annotation, biological process: regulation of transcription by RNA polymerase II. NCBI's taxonomy places the organism in Eukaryota, Metazoa, Chordata, Actinopteri, Cypriniformes, Cyprinidae. Gene Ontology annotation, molecular function: RNA polymerase II cis-regulatory region sequence-specific DNA binding; DNA-binding transcription factor activity, RNA polymerase II-specific. The transcript is spliced from 3 exons.